AUGAUCAACAACAGGAAGCUUCUUGCCAUGGYAAGAAAGUGGCAGAAGUUGGCAGCCAUCGGCAGGAGAAGAAUCUCAUCACCAAGAACUAAACUGCAAAGGGGUGUGGAUGAGUGCGGUGCAAUGGUGGCUGUUAAAGACCACUUUGUUGUGUACACGGCUGAUCAGAAACGUUUUGUUAUUCCAUUGGCGUAUCUCAACAAUCCCAUCUUCAUUGAGUUACUCAGAAUGUCCGAAGAAGAGUUUGGACUACCGAGCGAUGGGCCUAUCACAUUGCCAUGCGACUCGGCGUUUGCAGAGUACAUCAUCUCAAUGGUGCAAAGACGUCCUUCAAGAGACUUAGAGAAGGCAUUAGUUGUGACCCUAUCUACAUAUCGGUGCUCAUUAUCUUCUUCUCUCCAUCAAGAUCCCAGUAAUUGGCCUAUACUUGUCAAUGGUUUUUGA
Messenger RNA from Nelumbo nucifera (sacred lotus), 444 nucleotides. NCBI's taxonomy places the organism in Eukaryota, Viridiplantae, Streptophyta, Magnoliopsida, Proteales, Nelumbonaceae. The record is from RefSeq and is a predicted model, not a curated record.